Messenger RNA from Durio zibethinus, 2898 nucleotides. RefSeq names its product glucose-inhibited division family A protein. The record is from RefSeq and is a predicted model, not a curated record. Gene Ontology annotation, biological process: tRNA wobble uridine modification; tRNA methylation. Lineage: Eukaryota; Viridiplantae; Streptophyta; Magnoliopsida; Malvales; Malvaceae. Gene Ontology annotation, molecular function: flavin adenine dinucleotide binding.
UGCAGCCCUACAAAGGCAAAUCAACAAAAACCAGUUAAACAGACUUUCACUUAUGAAAUGAAACAGGAACAGUGGUUUCUCAUUCCUAAAACAACAUAAAAAAAAAUGUCAAUGUUAUCCGUCCACCUCUCCCGCCACCACUUCCCUUUCUCUUCACUUCUCUCUCCUUCCUCUCUUCCUUAUAAACACGCCUUCGCCCCCUCGCGCCACAAUCUUCGUUUCUCAAUGCUCAAAAAAUUCUCUUUCCGGUGCUUUUCCUCUCUCCCCGCUAUCGAUUCGGUUGCAGAGCAUAAGGGUGCUGGUCAGGAAAAGUUUGAUGUUAUUGUGGUUGGAGGAGGACACGCAGGUUGUGAAGCUGCUCUUGCGUCCGCUCGGAUGGGUGCCAAAACUUUGCUGCUUACCCUAAACAUUGAUCGGAUAGCGUGGCAGCCUUGCAAUCCAGCGGUGGGUGGACUUGCAAAAUCACAACUUGUACAUGAAGUGGAUGCGCUCGGCGGUGAAAUUGGAAAGAUUGCUGAUAGGUGCUAUUUACAAAAGCGUGUUCUUAAUGCUUCAAGAGGUCCUGCUGUCCGGGCAUUGCGUGCACAAACUGACAAAAGGGAAUAUGCAAUGCAAAUGAAAAAUGUGGUAGAGAGCACUCCCAAUCUUUCAAUUAGAGAGGCAAUGGUGACAGAUAUUUUGCUCGGAAAGAAUGACAAUGUUGAAGGUGUUUGCUCAUUUUUUGGAAUGAACUUCUAUGCCCCUGCUGUUAUACUGACAACUGGGACUUUUAUGAGUGGUAAAAUAUGGGUUGGUAGAACUUCUAUGCCUGCUGGAAGAGCUGGUGAGUCUGCAUCACAUGGUCUGACUGAGAACUUGCAACGUCUUGGAUUUGAAACUGAUCGAUUAAAAACUGGAACCCCGGCACGAGUGGAUUGUCGUACUGUUGAUUUUUCUGUUUUGGAGCCUCAGCAUGGAGAUGAAGAGGUCAGCUGGUUUAGUUUUGAUCCUGAUUUCCACAUUGAAAGGGAACAAAUGUGUUGUUAUCUGACGCGGACUACAAAGAGUACCCACCAGCUUAUUAAGGAUAACUUGCAUGAAACUCCUACCUAUGGAGGAUGGGUUGAAGCUAAGGGGCCUAGAUACUGCCCUUCCAUUGAAGAUAAGAUUGUGAGAUUUCAAGACAAAGAGUCUCAUCAGAUUUUUCUUGAACCAGAGGGUCGGACUGUACCUGAGCUCUAUGUGCAGGGGUUCUCAACGGGUUUACCAGAAAGACUACAGUUACCACUCUUGAGAACUUUGCCUGGACUUGAGAAUUGUUCGAUGUUAAGACCUGCAUAUGCUGUUGAAUACGAUUAUUUGCCAGCUCAUCAGUGCUCUAGGUCUCUUAUGACAAAGAAAAUUGAAGGUUUAUUCUUCUCUGGUCAGAUAAAUGGAACUACUGGCUAUGAAGAAGCUGCUGCACAGGGCAUCAUUUCUGGUAUUAAUGCUGCCAGACAUUUGGAUGGGAAGCCCCUUAUUGUUCUUGAGAGGGAAAGCAGUUACAUAGGAACACUGAUUGAUGAUCUGGUCACUAAGGAUCUUCGAGAGCCUUACCGCAUGUUAACAAGUCGUUCAGAACAUCGAUUACUUCUUCGAUCGGAUAAUGCGGAUAGUCGUCUCACACCUUUGGGGCGUGAAAUUGGGUUGAUAAAUGAUAGGCGCUGGAAAAUAUACCAGGACAAACAAGCAAGGAUUUCAGAGGAAAAAAGGCGGUUGAAAACUGUCAGGAUUUCAGGAGGAGACUUGGCUGCUAAUGUUUCUCACCUUUCUGGUCAACCUGUGAAGGAAUCUUCAACACUAGAGUCUCUUCUUAAGAAACCACACAUAGGAUAUAAAGUUCUUGAUAAGCAUGGUUUCGGAAAUGAAAUGUUAUCAAGAAUGGAGAAAGACUGUGUUGAAAUCGAUAUAAAGUAUGAGGGCUUCAUUAUUCGUCAACAAAACCAGCUCCAACAGAUGAUCCAUCAACAACAUAGACGACUUCCGGAGGACUUGGAUUACUAUGCAAUAACAACUUUGUCUCUUGAAGCACGUGAAAAACUCUCCAAGGUCAGGCCACAAACAAUUGGUCAAGCAAGCAGAGUGGGUGGGGUUAGUCCUGCUGAUAUCACUGCUCUUAUGAUUAUCCUUGAAACCAAUAGAAGGAAAGCUCAUGAACAGAGAAGACACCAGAUGCUUGCUUCUGUCAUGGCAGAUACUGUUGAAAACAUGUCCGAUUCAAUAACAGAGGCAGUUAGUAACUAGCAGCAGAAUGUAAGCCCAUUUAACUAAUUUGAACUCAUGCAUGUCUCACUAUGAGUGCAGGCUAUGAGGAAUAAUUUAGGCAUGCACAACCUGAACGAUUGAAACGUUGAGGAGCAAGUGCUUUGAAGAUUUUCAGAGGCUAUAAUCUAGCAUUUGGACCACUAAUUGGAGGCUCUUUUAUGUUUAGUCACUCCUGAAACUUCUAAAGUAAAUAUUAAUGAUACUUUAUCUUGCCACUUUAUGCAUUUUUCGUGUCAUUUAUGCCUGUGUAAUUAGCACAAAUAUUCAGUCUGUAAUUAAUUACCACAUUUAUUCUUGACUAAUUUGUUGAAGCUCAUUUUGGAGUUUUGCAUGGGAAGACUCAUGGGGUCUCGUGCUACCAAUGCAUUCUCAUUAUGUAACCUCAUUGCAUUCUAGCACUUCAAAUAUAAAAUUUCCAAGCAGAGAAUUUCAAGUCAAAGUUGUUGGGUUGUUUGCUUAGGACAAUGUUUCGGAACUUUUGUGCAUCAACAAUCUCUCUUUGGUCGUAAGGGUUCAAAAUUUUCUUUCUUCUCUUUUUUUUUUUUUUUUUUAAAGAACUGGUAUUAAUGAUGUAGAGAGAAUUUAAAAUGAAUGAUUGGAACAGAACAGACAGUU